CCGCCGCGGGGAGGCCGCGCGCACCUGUCGUUGCCCGUCUUGCCACCCGCGGCCGCUCGGACGCGCGCACCGCGCCCCGCUCGCUGCCCCAGCCGAGCGCCCCGAGAGCGAGCGAGCGAGCGAGCUGGAGAGCGAGAGAGCGAGCGUGCCAAGCCAGCGCCUCGAGUCUAGAUCAUGACUUCUGCCUUCAAGCUGGAUUUCCUCCCGGACAUGAUGGUCGAAGGCCGCCUGCUAGUUCCCGAUCGCAUUAACGGCACAGCCAGCAAGAUGAAUGGGGCCUUGGAUCAUUCCGACCAGCCGGACCCAGAUGCUAUAAAGAUGUUUGUGGGACAGAUCCCCAGGUCCUGGUCGGAGAAGGAGCUCAAAGAACUUUUUGAACCUUACGGCGCCGUCUACCAGAUCAAUGUCCUGCGAGACCGGAGCCAGAACCCUCCCCAGAGUAAAGGUUGUUGUUUCGUAACAUUUUAUACAAGAAAAGCUGCACUUGAAGCCCAGAAUGCACUGCACAAUAUCAAAACGUUACCUGGGAUGCAUCAUCCCAUCCAGAUGAAACCCGCAGACAGUGAGAAAUCCAACGCCGUGGAGGAUCGGAAGCUGUUCAUAGGGAUGGUCUCCAAGAAAUGCAACGAGAACGACAUUCGGGUCAUGUUCUCGCCCUUUGGCCAGAUCGAAGAAUGCCGCAUCCUGCGGGGGCCCGAUGGGCUAAGCCGAGGCUGUGCGUUUGUCACAUUUUCUACAAGGGCAAUGGCACAGAAUGCAAUCAAAGCCAUGCACCAGUCUCAGACCAUGGAGGGCUGCUCCUCGCCCAUCGUGGUCAAGUUCGCUGACACGCAGAAGGACAAGGAGCAGCGACGCCUGCAGCAGCAACUGGCCCAGCAGAUGCAACAGCUCAACACUGCCACGUGGGGGAACCUGACCGGCCUGGGCGGCCUCACCCCGCAGUACCUGGCGCUCCUGCAGCAAGCCACCUCCUCCAGUAACCUGGGCGCCUUCAGCGGCAUUCAGCAGAUGGCCGGCAUGAAUGCACUGCAGCUCCAGAACCUGGCCACGCUGGCGGCAGCUGCUGCCGCAGCCCAGACCUCAGCCACCACCACCAACGCCAACCCCCUGUCCACCACAAGCAGCGCCCUGGGCGCCCUCACCAGUCCGGUGGCGGCUUCGACCCCCAACUCAACGGCUGGCGCUGCCAUGAACUCUCUGACCUCUCUGGGGACUCUGCAGGGCCUGGCAGGGGCCACGGUCGGGCUGAACAACAUUAAUGCGCUAGCAGGUAUGGCGGCUCUGAACGGAGGACUUGGCGCCACGGGCUUGACGAAUGGCACGGCGGGCACCAUGGACGCCCUCACGCAGGCCUACUCAGGGAUCCAGCAGUACGCGGCCGCGGCACUGCCCACUCUGUACAGCCAGAGCCUGCUGCAACAGCAGAGCGCGGCGGGCAGCCAGAAGGAAGGCCCAGAGGGCGCGAACCUCUUCAUCUACCACCUCCCGCAGGAGUUUGGAGACCAGGACAUCCUGCAGAUGUUCAUGCCUUUCGGAAACGUCAUCUCUGCGAAAGUCUUCAUUGACAAGCAGACCAACCUGAGCAAGUGCUUUGGCUUCGUCAGCUACGACAAUCCUGUGUCCGCACAAGCUGCUAUCCAGGCAAUGAACGGCUUCCAGAUCGGCAUGAAGCGCUUGAAGGUGCAGCUGAAACGCUCCAAAAACGACAGCAAACCUUAUUGAUCCGAACCCGAGGCUCCCUGCUCUUAUGUUAGCUUUCUUAGGGUAAGUCCCGCGGGCCAGCCUGUGGUCGACAGGAAAGACAGAGGAGGACACACUGCCAGCUUGUACCGAGAGAGACAGUUAUUUUUACAAUAAGGCCUCCAGCCCCCUCCCGCCCCCCCAGUUCGCCAUGACGAAACCUUGGGCUAUCUUGUUUCUAUUGAGUAAACUCCUCCAGUCGUGCCCUCGUCUUCUCCUUUGGUUUGCAGUUCCAAUCUCCUUUGACCUUUUUCCAUUCUCCUUUGUUUUUUUGAGUUUCUGUGGGAUUUUUUUUUCUUUUCGCUUUUUCAAAGGAAAAAAAAAAAAACCAACACAUACACACACAGAUAAAUGCCACCUUGAGAAUUUAAAAGGCAAACAAAGGCAAAUGCGCACUGUGCCAAGGGCGCUGCCUGGAGAACGUGCCCUUCCUUCUGGGUGCCAAUCCCUGAGGAGGGCCCUGCUCAGAGGAGGCAACAGCCGAUGGCCUAGGGGAGAGGAAAGCAGACAGGACGUCUUUCCACUACAUCCAGGUCCUUCAUUCAGCAGGAUUUUGAUUCGAGGGUUCAAAGAAACAUGACAUUUAUGGGUCAGAUUAUUACACUGGUUGUCUAUUUUGUUAGUAUUAAUUUUAGUUUUUAGAAAGGAUUAAUGUACAAAAAAAAAGAUUUAGAGAUCUGUUUCUUAAAACUACAGGGUUUAAAAAUAAAAUAAAAUGAAGUGAAAAUACUUGAUGUUUCUUGAAAGAUAAAUUUAAUAAUAAAUAAAUAAUACAUAAAUAAUACAUAAAUAAAAAAAGAAAGCCACAGGCCUGUAAAUUUUAUUUGUAGAAAAAGCAUUUCUAUUUUUGUACAAAAUUUUUACUGCCUCAGAAAUAAUGGAAGUUAUUUAUUGCCUAUUGUUAACUUAUUGGGUAUCUAAAGAGCAGUUCUCUGUGCUAGCGAGAUUCUUUCGAAGUAGUCUCUAGAGGAAUCGUGGUAGGAAGGAAUGGGCUUUUCUUCACCGUCGAACCCUAGGCCUGAAGUUCAUGCUUUCCCUCCCGUGUGUUCGUGUGUCUGAUGGUCUGUGCGUGACGUCCAUGACCGAGUUUCCAGUCUGACUUUUCCCCCUCCCCGUAUGUCACCUCCGUCUGAGCUGGAACCUGCCCCCUGUCCCCACCCCACCCUGUCCCCCACCCUGGCCCCCCGGGAAUCCAUCCCCUCCCUCUCUGGAUGGAUUCUCCAGGCGGGCAGAGAUGCAAACGGCGUGGUUGGCUGUGGGCCCCGGACCUCAGAUUUGCAUUAGUUUCCUGCUGCCCCUAAGACUGAUGUUGUUGCUGCCACUCCUGUAGCUCCUGUGUAACUUUUGACUCUCCCUUGUUUUCUCCUUAGACAUCUCCAUGCCCGUUAGUUCACCGUUUGCCUAGCAUGUCCCUGUGGCGUCUCAAAAAGUUUCAUCGUCCCGUCAUUGUUUCUGAUGUCUUUCUGACCUCACAUCAUAUUUGGUUCUCCUACUGACCUUUGACCUAGUUUGACCUUUGAGAUUUGCAUGUGACCUCAUCUAGUUCUGAAUUCUGGGAAGUCAAUGUGGAUAAAAAAAAAAAAAAAACCACACAAAAAACCAUCACCAACAACAUUGCUGCAUUUGUGCAAGACUGAAAUUGAUGAUUAGACAAGUUAAUAAGGGGGGGAAACCUAUAUGGCAAAAAUGUUUUUUAUUUCUAAUUAUUUUUCUUUUCAUAAAAACAGACUUGAAAGUAUUAUACAGGGAUUGGCAUUCUUCCUGGUCACUGAUGACAAUAGCAAUAUGUGACCAGGAACCAGAAUGUUGGUUUCUAACAGACUACUUCCAAAACAGUUGGAGAAAUAAUAAUAAUAAUAAAAAAAAAAACUGUCUGAUCUUAAGUCUCCAGAGCUCUGUAAGAGUUUUUACAUUUUUCAGGCAGUGUAAAGUUUUUUGAUAAGGCCAUUUUAGGUGGCUCACUUUCUCAUUAAGAUAUAUAUAUAUAGAACCACUUUUUUGUAGAUUAGUAUAAGAAAACUAUUUACCCUGUUUUGGGGCAAAUGCUACCUAUUGUGUCACCUUUUGCUGAACUGACUCACAGUUAGACAAUCCAUGGUUUGACGCACAUGAAAUUACCUAUAUUUUAUACUGUUUCAAUGUACAGGAGAGGGGUUACUGUAAACUGUUCCGUUGGUGCUUCUGUGAAUUCAGUUGUGGUUUCAUCAUGAGUCUUACGGUCUUAAUGUUCUUUGUUGAUAAGACAAGUUUAGAAUUGGUUUUCUUAAAACAACAACAAAAAAAGAAUUUCAAAAAAAAAAAGUUGUUUGCUUAAAAAAAAAAUUUCAUGUGAGGGGGGGAAAAAUAAUCUAUUCCAGAAUAAGUUUUGUGUUGGCUUGUAAAGCAUUGAUGUCCUUUUUUUAAUUGUGAAAACUAUUUAGAUGUGUUUGUGUUCAGCAAAAUGUGAUUUCUUUUUCUUUUAAAGAAAAAAAGUGAAAAAUAUAUAGUGCCAAAUUCCAAAGGUACUUCCUUUCCUUCCUAGA
Suncus etruscus (white-toothed pygmy shrew) is the source of this 4262-nucleotide messenger RNA. It is a transcript of the gene CELF2, whose product is annotated as CUGBP Elav-like family member 2. Gene Ontology annotation, molecular function: mRNA 3'-UTR binding. The coding region runs from base 175 to 1722 and encodes 515 amino acids. The transcript has 13 exons. Gene Ontology annotation, cellular component: ribonucleoprotein complex; cytoplasm; nucleus. Gene Ontology annotation, biological process: mRNA splice site recognition; regulation of alternative mRNA splicing, via spliceosome. NCBI's taxonomy places the organism in Eukaryota, Metazoa, Chordata, Mammalia, Eulipotyphla, Soricidae. The record is from RefSeq and is a predicted model, not a curated record.